AGUCCCACAAGUCUGUCUGUACCCUUUCGUCCCUUCCCCUCUAAAACCUCAUCUUCCCCAUUUAUUUCUCCCAUUCUUUCUCCUUUACUCGAUAAUUAAUUAAUUAAUUAAUCCUCUCCGUAAUUAACUCUUAAAAUCCCCAAGCAAAUCAAGAUUUUCAUCAUCAUCAUCAUCAUUCAUUUCCAACACACGCAUGCCCUUAUUCUCUGAUAGUGAAUGCAUAGAUACACUUUCAUUGAUAAUCAAUGGCAGUUCGGACUCACCAUCCUUCAAGAUUCCUCUUCGUCAACAAUAACGGACAAGAAGAUAAUAAUUGCUCGUUGCAGCCUCAGGACACUCAUUUCACUUUGAUCAAAGCUGGGGUAGUUGAUUCAAGAAAGCGAUCGAGAGACGUUUCGUCGGUGGGUUUUCUUCAGUUCUCAUCCGUGACUACUCCUAUGAACCCUCCACCGCCUAAACCGCCGCAAGUUAUCGAUAUGAGGGAGUUGUUGCAGAAUCAUAACCGGAAAACGCUUAACGUGGUUUCCACUGGUCUUCGUUUAACUCAUGAGCAGUCACAGAAUCAAGAACAGCUGCUCUCGCCUUCUUCUAUGCUUCCGGGAGAUCUCGCCGGAGAAUCAAAACGUCAAAGAGAUGAACUUGACAGUUUCAUUCAAACUCAGGGUGAGGAGCUUCAGAGUAAGUUAGCGUUGUACGGAGAAAGGCGUUAUGUAGAGCUAUUAUACGCAGCAGAGGAGUUAGCGGGACGGAGGGUGAGAGAAAAAGAAGCAGAGCUAGAGAAAGCCACGCGCCGUCACGCUGAGCUAGAGGCGCGUGCGGCUCAGCUUACGGAAGAGGCGCGAACGUGGCAGUUAAGAGCUGCGACGCGGGAAGCCGAGGUCUCUUCGUUACAGGCUCAUAUUCAAAAAGUCAUAGCGAGCCAAGCUACGGCGGAGAAACAGAGUGCGAUCGGCGGCGAGACGGAGGAAGCGGAGGACGCUGAGUCGGUCUUCGUGGAUCCGGAGCGGAUCGAAUUGAUCGGACCCUGUUGCAGUAUUUGCCGACGGAAUUCGACGACGGUGAUGGCAUUGCCGUGUCGACAUUUGGUUCUUUGUAAAGGAUGCGACGGCGGCGGCGAUGUGCGUGUCUGUCCGAUUUGCCUCGCCGUUAAGAAUUUCGGUGUCGAAGUUCUAUUUUCUUGAUUAUGAUUUAUUAUUAAUGGGCCCGUUAGGCCCAUGCG
This is a messenger RNA of Brassica oleracea var. oleracea, 1219 nucleotides long. Its product is annotated as E3 ubiquitin-protein ligase BOI. The record is from RefSeq and is a predicted model, not a curated record. The transcript has 4 exons. NCBI's taxonomy places the organism in Eukaryota, Viridiplantae, Streptophyta, Magnoliopsida, Brassicales, Brassicaceae. The coding region runs from base 246 to 1181 and encodes 311 amino acids. Gene Ontology annotation, molecular function: ubiquitin-protein transferase activity.